UGCGUCUCAAAUUUGAAUUGUGGCGCAUCGGACUCCUCAGGUAAGGUCAUUAAAACGAAACGAAACGAAACGAAACGUAUAGAAACUAUGCGGAACUCAUUCUAUAUAAAUGUAAACAGGUUCGUUCAGAAUUAAUAAAUAGAUUCCAAAUUAAUAAAUAGUUCAAAAUUAAUAAAGUUUUUAAUAAACAGAGUACUAAACAAAAUAACCGUAGUAGAUAAGUUAUAAUUUAUAAGCGCCAUAUCUUAAAAUCUGACAUCAGUGAUAUUCCAAGGAGGGCGUCGAUUUGAACGAGGUGUGUUUUGCUCUCUCAACACAACGCUGUUGGAUGCACAUACACCCUCGAAAAAGAGGGCUGAAAAUCGAUAAGUCCGCAACCACAAAAAGGCGCACGCGUUAGUGAGUUGCUCCGCUUUUCCAAGCUACGGACGACGCAUGCCUACUGAACGGUUCAUCAGCUGCAAUAGGAUUAUACAUACUUGCUAGUUUUCAAGUACUGCUGGCACAAAAAGACAUCUCUCUUCUGCCUCUGCGAGGCUUUUUUUCCUCUAAGAUUUAAAUGGCUCAGGAUGUCAGGACAAGGAUUUAUUUGGGCUACGAGGAUGAAUAUGUCACUGAAAAGCACCGUAGCUUUGUAAAUUUUACAACUAACAAAAUUGGCGGUAAACCAGAUUGGCAUAAUGAACAGACGACACUGACUGCACCUCAAUGUAGGCUAUGUGGGCUUCAUCAAUUACUGGCAUUACAAAUCUAUGCUCCACUUGAUAAUUCUAAAUACCAUAGAACAUUAUACAUAUUUUCAUGCAUAAAUCCAAAUUGCUGGAAUCAAAAUGAAAGUUGGACAUGCUUGAGGGUUCAGUCAUUAGAGCACGCUGCUAAUACAGAUACACUAUCAAGUUUUUGUGCGACAGUACAAACAACUGCCACGAGCUGGCUAGCUGAUGCUGAUGAUUGGGGUGAUAGUAAUUGGAACGACAAUGAUUCUGAAAGAAAUGGGAACAACUUGAUAAGUGAUUCAAAUAAGUUCAGCUUGUCAGCACAGAAUACUAAUUAUGAAGAAGAACUUAAAGGUGACUUUUCAGAACUACAAGUAGAUGAUCCUAAUGCAAACAGUCCUACAAGUGUUGAAUCUCCUGUUGGAGUAGGCGCAGUAGGUCGACUAGAUUCGCCACACGCGUCGGCAGAAAUCGAGGGUGAAGAAAGCGAAGUCGUUUGCAUCGAUACGCCAACACAACCACAUUGCGAUUUGAUAAGUUUACUGCAGGAAGUUACACCGCCACCUAUUCAAGAGACCGAAUCUAAGGGUAAAAGCUCUCUAAACUUUAUGGAAAUAUUCAUUUCCGUUGACGAAGAGUAUUCAGUCAGUGAUGUUCCCCAACAUGUCAGAGAUUUGUUCGUCGAAUAUCAGCGUUCAAAUCCCGAUGCCACGGCUGAACAUUCUGAUGGAAUUUCAGAUGAAUGUAAAGCGUACGAUGGUGGCGUGGAAAAGUAUGAAAAAAGUAUACCCAAGCACGGUGAUGAGAUGUUUCAUAACUUUGUUAGUCGGAUACAAAAAAAUCCUGGUCAAAUUUUGAGGUAUGCAAGGGAUAAUUCUGCACCUUUACUGUUAUAUCCAAUGGGCGGCUGCAUUGGUAGAUGCAGACAUUGUGGCGACGAGAUGAACUUUGAAUUGCAGAUUUUACCGACUCUGAUACCCAAACUAAAACUUAACACUCGCAGUGACCGUUACUUCCAAUUGGAGUUUGGCACGAUUCUGAUAUUCACGUGCGUAAGAAGUUGUUGGUCUACCACGGACUCUUACCGAGAGGAGCACGUGAUUGUCCAGGCAGAGAGGCUGUAGUUCUCAAGC
This is a messenger RNA of Phymastichus coffea, 1849 nucleotides long. RefSeq names its product programmed cell death protein 2-like (gene trus). Lineage: Eukaryota; Metazoa; Arthropoda; Insecta; Hymenoptera; Eulophidae. Gene Ontology annotation, cellular component: cytoplasm. The transcript is spliced from 6 exons. The record is from RefSeq and is a predicted model, not a curated record. The coding region runs from base 560 to 1840 and encodes 426 amino acids.